GUCAUUCACGAGCGUCGACGCGUGAAGUCGUUGCCAAGAGCGGCAGGUGUUUGCUUUUGUCGGCUUCGCUUGCCGUCGCCCGUCGGCGCGCACCGCUUCGUGACACAUUUGGACAAUGCACUGAUUGGCCCAGCCUGAGAGUGACACGCUCCAUUAACAGCUGUUGACGGCGCAUUUGACUCGAAUACGUGCCGACACGGCAGCACGGAAACCGGAGCACUGAUAGGCGCUGCGUAGAGAAGACGGAAACCAUAGUCGCCGAGGUGGUGCUUCGAUGGGGAACUGCUGAUUCCGCUGUGAGCCGGCUGGGCCGUAACCAUAGUGAGCGAUAAGGUACGCGAUGAGGGUCGGAAAGACAAGAGCAUGAUGCCGAACGGCUGCGUCGUUCCGCGUUGCCCCAUUGCCGAUAUCGGAGCAACGUUGGCCUUAACGUCACACCCCUGGCCUUACCGAGUCGCCUAAAAGGAAGUCUGACGCGACAGUGCAACGGGGGCGAUGGCACCGCGAAUGUGAUAUUUCGCAGUACCGAAAACGGGUAACAUUAGGAGACAUUGAAGCCUGUGUAGGAGACAGCAGCGAGGGUGUCUGACCCACACUAGUGUUGCACCAUGGCAUUCUUCCGGCAGCUCCGAGUGAUCCUGUGGAAGAACAUUGUUGUGUACUCGUUCAAACGUCACUAUGUGCUCACCUUCUUCACCAUGGCCAUACCUCUCAUGCUGUCCGGAGUGCUGUUGUACCUUCGUAGUCUGGGCUUCAGCGGCGGUGCAGAGCCGAUUGUGCGUAUGAAUGCUACCACCUACACCGAAUUCACUCCGGAGUUUGCGUACCAAGUGCUACCCCCAUAUCCUUAUGCACCCAACACAACUUACGGCAACAGUCUUAUGAAAGCUGUCAUGGGAAAUGAAGCCAUAGGGUUUCCUUCUGAGGAGCUGGUUGACGCGUUCAUCGCACGUCACGCCUUCGAGUCGCCCGAUGGAACCUCGAUGGCUGUCAUCUUGCAUGGUCUUCCGCCGAACGGAUCUUCGCCGGUCAACCUCAGCUACACACUGCGCUUCAACACGUCCCAUUUCAACUUCAAGACGGGAGAGCGGUUUCCCACGUUCAGGACCCCAGGUCCUCGACGGGAAGAUCCCCUUUACUUGACACUGAUGUGGGGACUGCAGGACAAAAUGUUCACGGAGCACGUGAAUCUUUUGAGGAAAGAAAAGGGGCUUACACGCCAGAAGCCAGCGAUCGCCAUGCACAGAUUCCCAUACCCGGAGUACAAUGAUGACAGCAAGUUUGACCUCAUCUCUCGACUCAUCGCCAUGUUUGUGGUGUACAGCUACCUCGUGUUUUCACCCAUCUACGUUCGGAGGGUCAUUUCUGAAAAGUCGUCUAGAGUCAGAGAACUGAUGCGUAUGAUGGGCCUGAGUGACUGGGUCUAUUGGAUCGGCACCUUUGCCAGCGGUUUCCUGGUGCUGGCCAUCACGCUGACCAUCAGCUUGAUCCUCUUCAAGAUCCCCGUCGCGCCUCUGGCAGCGGUCCUCCUCUACAGUGACUUCAGCCUCCUCCUGUUCAUAUGCCUAAUUUAUGCAACAUCGGCUAUCCUAUUUUUGCUCCUGUUCACCGUUAUCUUCAACAGCGCCGUGGUUGGAGUCAUCUUCUCUACGAUUGGCUGGGUCAUCAGCUACAGCCUGCCCACGUCCAUCUUGGACCCGCUCGGCUCGGAUCGCUACAUGAGCAUCAGCCGCAGUGCCAAGCUGUCCACUUCUCUGCUACCCAACAGCGGUCUUUACUGGGCUUUCCGCCUGAUCUCCUUUCUAGAGGGUCAAGGGAUCGGUGCCAAAUGGAGCAACCUGGGGACUGAGGCAGUGCCCGCGGACAAUGUGACGCUUGGCGAAAUUGUGCUCAUCAUGCUUACGUCGGUGUUGAUCUAUGCGCUCCUGUUGUGGUACCUCGACAACAUCUGGCCCUUCCAGUACGGCAUUCCAAAGCACCCGCUCUUCUUUCUCCAGAUUGUCGGUGUCACCAGCAGGAUGACGCACCGCAAGUAUUACCGCCGGAGUUCAGUUUUCUACAAGUCGAAGUGGUGGUACCGGCGCGUUUACCGACUCGUAUGGAACCGGCUUAAGCCUAAGAUUAGGAAGAAAUCCUAUUGGUACUCGUCAUUGGAACACGACAGCGAGCACGAAGGCAUCACUGACCAGGAAGUCAAUGACACCGACAGCGUCUUCGAGCCUCCGCCAUCAGAUGCGCAGACCACCAUUGCACUCUCUCACGUGACCAAGAAAUUUAGAGGCACCAACAAGAAGGCUGUUGACGACCUGUCUCUACAAAUUUUUGACGGCCAGCUGACGGUCCUCCUGGGGCACAAUGGCGCUGGCAAGACAACCACCAUGAACAUGAUCACAGGGCUGUUCCCACCCACUCGCGGUCAGGUGCACAUCAAUGGCUACAACAUUCAGACCCAGACCAAGAAGGCGCGGGAAAGCUUUGGCCUCUGUCCGCAGCACAACGUCCUUUUCGAUGAGCUGACGGUCGAGGAGCACCUGUACUUCUUCUACAGCCUCAAGGAAAGCCCAGAAGUGAGCUGGAAGGCGCACGUGAAUGAUGUUCUCACAAGCGUCGACCUCACCGAGAAGCGCUCGGCGUUGGCGAAAAGCCUCUCGGGCGGCAUGAAGCGCAAGCUCUCGCUCGGCAAUUCCAUGAUUGGAGACUCCAAGAUCCUGAUUUUGGACGAGCCGACAGCGGGCAUGGACCCACAGGCACGUCGCGCGGUGUGGACCCUGCUGCAGAACCUGCGCAGGAGCAAGACGAUCCUGCUGACCACUCACUACAUGGAGGAGGCUGACGCGUUGGGCGAUCGCAUCGCGUUUGUGGCACACGGCAGGUUGCAGUGCUGCGGUUCGCCACUGUUUCUCAAGAAGCGAUACGGAACUGGCUACCGCAUGAGAAUCGCUAAAGGAAGCGACUUCAGCCUUGGUGUUGUAACGGAAAAGGUCGCUUCGGCCAUUCCGGCAGCCCAGCUUACCUCGGACAUUGGCCACGAAGCCAUGUUCAACCUCGGCUUUCCGCCGGCGUCUGACGUCAUCCCGCUUCUGAAGAACCUCGAAGAGCACAAGGAAAGCCUCGGCAUUGCGAGCCUCGGAAUAUCGGUCACAACCAUGGAGGACGUGUUCAUCAGGGUCGGUGAGUUGGCAGACAUCAGCUUCGAGAUGAACGGCGCGCCAUCCAGCUCUCACAACGGCACCGAUCACAUGGGUGGCCUGGUGGAAGCGCUUUGGAAGAAGGUUGACGAGUGCCGGUACGUUUGCGUUGCAGACGACGAAUACCCAACGUUCCAACGCACAAGUGGCCUACCGCUGCUAGCGCAGCAGGCCACGGCAUUGUUUCGGAAGCGGUGGCAUGCCACCAAGCGUCAGUACUUCCUUCCGAUCCUCGCCAUCGUCAUCCCCGUGGUGCUCUUCUUCCUGUACACCUCGCUCGACAUCCAGGGCGCCGAGGAGACGACUGUCAAGAAGCUCGUCUACGACAUCGGCAGUUACUCCGGCUCGACGAAUGGCUUCCUCAGCAACGGAACUUCGUCGCUGGGCAGGGUGGAUUUCGUUGAUGCGAUGACUCAGCAAAGAGUGAUGGUCAAGGAGGACGUGGAGGAUCCGGAUGACUUCCUUCUCAAAGUGGCCCGGCGCAGCCUUGCAGAGUACAACGGAAAGUACCUCGUAGGUGGUCAAACUGACAACGAUGCAAAAGCCGUGGCCUGGUACAAUGGCGAGCCGUACCACAUUGGCUCUAUGUCUCUAAACUUGGCGCACACAGCUGCACUGAGAUACGUCUCCGGAGAAGCCACCGCCAAGGUGUCGGUCACCAAUUGGCCACUCCCUGGCGAGCUGUCCGAACAGAUUGGUGUCGCUUCGUACGACCAGGCAGCCCGCAUCCUGGCCGCUGUCUUUGUCCCCACAGCGCUGGCCUUCCUGUCCUCGUCAUUUGUGCUCUUCCCGAUUCACGAGCGCGUCACCAAGUCCAAGCUGCUGCAGCUCAUGGCCGGCGUGCCAGGCGUCCUCUUCUGGGGUGUCACGUUCCUCUGGGACUUCGCCGUCUUUGCUGUCUGUAGCACGACCGUCAUGAUCCCGCUCCUGGUGAUCAACCCCAAUGGCGUUUUCACCUCCAGUCCUGGUGUGCCAGCGGCCACAUACUUGCUUUUCCUUCUGUAUGGCUGGGCGGCCAUCCCAUUCAGCUACAUCUUCUCAUAUGUCAAGGACAAACCGUCUUCCGGCUAUUCCCUUCUGACCACGAUCAAUGUCAUCACAGGCGUGAUGCUGAGCAUUGUGAUGGCCGUCGUGUCGUUCCUUGCCAAGUUCCCCAUGCUGGGCAUUAACGAAGACGCAGUGCAAAAGUCCAUGUGGUUCUUGCGGGUGGUGCCCGGAUUUGCCGUCACCUGGGGUUUCUCCAACAUCCACGAGAUCGGUGGGGAUCCGGCCAAGUGCGCCAAGCUGACGCCCACCCUGCUGAAGAGCUACUGUCCCAUAUCUCAGCUCAUGGGCAUCGAGGUUUGUUGCCAAGAUUGUGGCAACGGUACUUACUGCUACAUCCCCCACUCGCCGUUUGGCAUGGAUCGCUCGGGAAGCGGACGGGAGAUGCUGUACCUCUUCUUCGUUGGCAUCGUUCUGUUCCUUCUACUGGCGUUCUUUGAGACCAACAUCUACGGCAUCUGGUACCGAAUCAGGUCGCUUCUCAGACGAAGGUCCCGCGAAGAUAUUGAGAUGUCCAUCCAUGCGGUGGGUACGGUGGAGGACAACGAUGUUGCCGCAGAGCGCACAGCAGUCGAAGCACUGGUCAAGGGAGGCAACACGGCGAACGAAGCGCUGGUUGCCCUCAACCUGAAGAAGAACUUCGGAACUCUUCAGGCUGUGGACAACCUGACUUUUGCCGUGCACAAGAACGAGUGCUUCGGCCUUUUGGGUGUCAAUGGCGCGGGCAAGACGACUACCUUCAGGAUGCUCACCGGUGACCUCCCCAUGAGCUCGGGCAAUGCAUACCUGGGUGAAGCUAACCUUCAACACGACCUUCAGGAGUUCCAGUCGAAGAUCGGCUACUGCCCACAGUUUGAUGCUCAGAUAGACAAACUGACCGGUCGAGAGACCCUGGAGCUGUUUGCGCUCAUCCGAGGUGUCCCCAAUCACCGCAUUCCUUCAGUCAUCAACUACAUGAUCAACCUAGCAGACCUGCAGGCCCACGCUGACAAGCCUACAGAAGCUUACAGUGGUGGGAGCCGGCGCAAGCUGUCCAUCGCCAUGGCACUCAUCGGCAACCCUCCGGUGGUGUUCCUCGACGAGCCGACUGCGGGCGUCGACCCAGCGGCACGGCGAAAGAUCUGGCAGGGGCUCGAUGACGUGCAGAAACUCAUGGGUGCCGCCGUCAUCCUCACCAGUCACAGCAUGGAGGAGUGCGAAGCCCUGUGCCAGAGGAUAUCCAUCAUGGUGAACGGCUCCUUCCGAUGCCUCGGCUCGACGCAGCACCUCAAGUCCAAGUUUGGCGAGGGCUUCACGGUCAUCGUCAAGAUGGGCCAGGAGCAGGCCGCCAGCUCCGACGCGAUGACGACCAUCUGCAACGCCAUGCUGACCAAAUUUCCGGACAACUGUGUGCUCAGGGACAGCCACCAGGCCUUGCUUCACUUCCACGUCACCGACACCGGCCUGAAGUGGAGCCAGCUCUUUGAGACCUUGGAGUCGCUCAAGCAGGAGCUCUCGUUCGAAGACUACAUUGUCAGCGACACCACGCUGGAGCAAAUUUUCCUGGCGUUUGCGAGGUCGCAGCGAGACACGAUGACCGAGGCCUCCGUCGGCUGCUUCCGAAAGUGCUGCCCUUUCUAGCUCUGGCUUUCUUAGCUGUUCUGGCCAAAUGGCGCUGCCAAGCAUUGCCUGCACUUUCGCCACAAUUUUGGGGGCACGGAAGGUUGUACAAGGUCGCCGCUAACAGGAACCCAGAUGUUCUCUCGAGUGUCUUAAAGUUUCGAGCUUACAACAACUUCAUUAUAAUAGCAGGCAUGAAAACACCACGUGAAUAGGACGAGGUUGGCUUAGGAGGGUCACCUUUCUGCAAACCGCGGCACAUCUUAGAAUAGUUCUAUCCAUGAUGAGAUAGUUUCUUUUGGCAAUUGUGUGGUUAGUUGCUCAAAAUGAGUUUGGUGGUUCAGCAUUUCUCACUGGCUUUUUCUUUAUCUGUAGUGCAAACACUGUUUUGCAUUUGGGAAAAAAAAGAUUGGCAAACGUCUAAAAGUUUACCGUAGCUGCUGCAGUGAUAUUAACUUUCCAUCGAAGACCACUGCCUUGGUAAUUCGUUUACUCACUCUAGUUUGAUGAGAAAGCCUAUGGAGAGGAAUCAGUUUUGCAUAUAAGUCUGCAGCAUAUGCCUUACUUACUCGAACCGAGACCAGUACGCCGUGAAAGAUGGGAAGUUCGUAUUGAAUCUUGCUGUGAUAAGGGGAGCUGUGGGCUCUCGGUUUUGGCAGCCUUCUCUGUUCACCAAGUUGCGGUGAUAGACGAUGUGUGGACGGUGUUGCAUUGCCUUUUGUGAUGUUUUGUGUGUGGUCGCCGCACUGCUAGCUUUCUGCAGUGCUAGGUUUUCUGCGUUUGAAAGGGUUUGACGUUUGAGAUGACGGUGCUGAGUGCGGGCGCUUGUGCAAGACGGGAAGGACAUUGUGCUUGUGAAAUCCUAGCGAUGCGACGAGUAUGGCGGACGGAAGUGGCUGAGUUUAUUUUGCCAGACCUCUCGGCGACAUGCAAAACUGUCACCUUUUCGUGACUGUGCACUGUGAUUUUGUUAGGUAAGAAGAUGCCUUGCGGUUAUCAAAAUGUGUCGAGAUGCAGAAAUUGUUUUUUGCGAGUGAGCUGCAAGUGGGCAGGAAAGUUGCACCUGUCAUCUUAGUUGGAACUGUGUGUUUAUGAUGGGUGGCACAGAGUUUGCAGGAGUGUGGGUUGCCUGCUGCGUCACUUGCUCGGCAACUUUUGCUUUUUGUAUUUCCUAGACGUAUUGAAGCCAGUUCUCUGGCAAAAAGAUAUUUAUCGAUGAGAAUAAUACAGCAUACAUUGUAGCAUUUUGAGUUUCGGAUACGGUUUUCUAAGCCUUUUUGUUCUGCUGAUAAUGUUCUAUAGGUUUAUUAAGCAAAAGUACUACUUCCGGAGUAUGAUUUAUAUCACAGAGUGAUUGUGAAGUGUGUCGUACUGCUUGUUUUGCAAGGAAGGUGUUGUUUUGUAAUGUGUAUUGCGCAAAGUGUUCUAGUGAAAGGCUAGCCAUUAUUGAUAAUUAUCACAAGUGAUGUGAGCCAGGUAAUUCACUUCUUCAAUUACAUGCUUCUAGCUUUCUGAUCAAAUGUACUGAAUAAUUGAUACUUCAUGAUAGGUAAUCAUGGUUCAUGGUAAUCAAAGUCAUGCAGUUGCACGUUGUGACUGCGAGGUUGUCUUUUGAAAUAUUUUGAAUAUUCCAAAGGAUUGUCAAAUGCCGUCAAUACUGUUGUGUAUUAAUCUUUGCUUCCUACGUGUUGCUUUGUGUGUUUGUGUUGUGUAAUACUUUUGUAUAAAAGUACACAAACAGGUGUUUACUGUGGAAUGCAAUCUGUUUGGAAUAAAUUGCUAUGCAGUUUUCUUGUUAUUAUUGCUGGUAUUGAAACUGGUCUUUUUUGGACAAAAUGAAGAAGGGAAAAGGAAUCUCCAAAUCUGUUAAACUUCCGAAACAUUCUUUUGCCUGAUGUUUUUGACAUUGCAAAUGCAAAUGGUUUUAUAAAUUAUUGAACUGCUCUUUCUAUGGAUGUGUGGACACUGACUGUUUAGGACUGGCAUUGUUGAAACUCUCAUGAGUGUAGCAACUGUUACCUUCUAUUACUUGAAAUGUUGAGUCAUUUCAUGUAGAGCUGCCAUUAAGGUUAGCUUGCAGACAUGUGGCAUUCUUCCAAUGGUGUAAUUUAGCAGACGUGAAAUGUUAAAACUCGGAAGGUUCUUGGAAGACAGAACAUGCUAUAAUAAAGAAAUCAGCUAAAGAAUAGAAAUAAUAUGCCUAAAUUGUGUUCAGGUUGGGUCUCGGCAGUAGUAGACCAAAAGGCACUAGUAAAGUUUUCUUUCCCACAUUGCACUUUUUCCGAUUGUUCAAAUGAAGAAAACGCAGCAGCUAUGCCCAAGAAAAUGCACGGAAUAUCUUUACACACGUCACCUGUUUUUACGCCAUCAUUUGACCACCACCUUUUCAUCAUUCAUUGUUUCAUGCUGCCCUGUUACAUGCACUAGCAGUUAAAAACAUGCCAAGCAUGUUUCAUGUGUCAGUUUGGUUUGUGAUGUACAUUAGACUUCCGUUAAUUCGACUCCGGUUAAUUCGAUUUUUCAGUUAUUUAGAUCCUGGCUGGCGCCCAUGCAUUUUUAUGGGCCCAAAGUUUUGUUAUAUUGAUCCUAAAAGUAACCUUCCCCGGAGAAUUCGAACUUCAUCAGCCAGCACGCAUGUGCCUGACCCCUAUGGUGACCCCAAUAGCAACUCCUUUAGUGACAGCAUGUCUCGAUAGAGCCUAGGGGACAGUGAAUGCGUUGACCGCACAUCACCUCCCAUCGAAAACGGCCAUUUUCGGCCUGCCCUAGGAACAUUUUCAAGCAAUAACCAUAGCUCACAAUGUCUUUACGCUACUAUCGGAUUCUAAUGUGCAUCCUUUUUUUUUCAGCAAAAUUGGGCUUAAAAUAUCUAGCGUGGUGCAAUCGGAUACGAGACCAAAACCGCCUUUGCGACAUUCGUAUGCUUUACCAUAUAACACAAAUGUACAGCAGCGAAGCUGACUUUAAAAAACUUGUGCGGGGAAGUUGAUCUUCGGAAACCAGACACAUAAUAGACCAUUGCCCAUUUUUAAUGCAUUAGCAUAGGAGUGCGAGUGGAAAAAAGUAUGUGCGUGAUAUAUUGUCGAGUGAGCUCCGGAACAACGCUUUGCAAUGAGGCGAACGUGGUUUAAAUCAUGGAUCCGGAAGCUCAAAAAAGGUGUGACGUGAUGCUAAUGCAUUUCUCUUACAUUUACCACUAAAUCGCUGCCGAGUUUUUGGGUGUGCAACUUGGGUGUGCAUUAGAUUUCUACUUUGAUUAGGAGCUUUAGUGUCCUUUCUACAUUAAUUUUCUACUUUGAACACAAAGUAGAAAGCACAUUAGACUCGUGCAAAUGCUUCUAAAUAAAUCGAUCAGUUUUGUCAUUUUUUCGAAGUGUUUAACUCGAUCAAUUUCGCUGGUGCCUGCAAGGUAGAAUUAACGGAAGUCGACUGUACUUUUUAUUUGCUAGCAAAUUAAGCCGCUGUAUUUGUUUGUGUUUUCAAUCUUUUAGUCGGCACUAUUAAGUGCACCACAUGUUGCAAACACGGUGAAUGCAUGCUAUUAACAAAUACCUACUCAAUUGUUGCAAACACGGCAAGCGUGCAUUUCCAAAAUGUGCUGAAUUUAUUAGUGUCAGCUAAAGCAGCAUAAGAACAAACAAGUACUACAGCAAUGUUUAAUGUUCGAUAUGCUGUUUCUUUUUUUUGUGUUAAGCUCCAUCAACCCUGUCAAAGUAAGGGUAAGAAAAGUAAACCAAUGUAUAAUUAAGCCAUUGACUUGGGAACACGUGUUUAGAUAUGCGUAAUUUUUCAGCAAGAUGGAAGAGCAGGUAAAAAAUUUGGCACUGAAGGCUAACUUGCUUGAGCUGUUUAUGAAGAUGAGUCUAGUUUACUGCUGCCACCUGUUGGAAAUAAUGGUAAGAGUUUAUUCCUGUUUACAUCCAUCAAAAUGUAACUGGCAAAGGUUACCAUAAAGUUGUCAAUAAAAAACCUAUUUUCUAUUUCAUCAGAGGUAUUCAUCAGACAUCAGAAGUCUGCUGUAGUAUGCUGUUUACGCACACUGAAGAGGAAGAAUGUGUUGACUCCGUCAAGAGCUUGUGAUUGGACAUUGCGGCAAUGCUUUGCGUUGAACUGUCUUUGCAUUCAUGACAUUGGUCUUGUUUUCAAUUAGGGAUAAGGUCCUUAUGCAUAUCUUUUCAGUCAUGUUUUCAGGUAGGAAUAGGCAUCUCGCUUUUACCUUUCCUUUCUUUUAUAAUCCAAUACUCGUUUGCGUAAUACUAAAUGUAUCACAUAAUGUGCAGCCAGCCUUCCUUUUUAAUUGCAUCUAAUUCUAAUUGCUCCACUUUUUUCUCAGAGGCACAUGCAGAAGCAAGAUGUCGGUGCUCCAUUAUAUUACACUGUAUUUUGUUUAGUUUCGUAAGUGAUAUGGUUUUGUCAAAUGUAAGCACAUUUUUCUUUUUUUUGGGGGGGGGGGGGAUAGAUUUCUAGGAAGAUGAAAUCAUUUGUCAUGUUGCCAUAGUCAUCAUGAAAGGUUGCGUUGAUUCCUUUCGCACCCUAUGAACAGUGUGUGGUUUUGUUAAGAUACCGAGUCCACACUACCAGCAUUAUUAUUCAAUAUGUGUAUAUUCUCCUGUUGAUGCAGAUCUCUCACACCAAAUUUUCAACUUGUGGGCGAACAUCACGCAUGAUGUGUACUUUCAUGCGGGAUCCGAAUUUAAAGAUUCCCAUGUGAUGUCACUUUCUGUUAUGCACACUGGUCAUUACAUGUUAUUUUCCUAAUGACGUGUUGCUUAGGUGGUGAGCUUUUAUUUCAAAAUUUUGACAUCCUUUAUUUUUCAGUUGACACAUCACCUUAUAAAUGAAUCUUGUUGUAAUUUAAAUGUAGGAGAAGAUAAAGCUGUGCAGAAAGUAAAAAAAAAUGUUUAAGUGCCCGUAAUUUCUACUGCUCUACUUUGGAAUGUUUGUGUCACUGGUCUAGAGCAUGUUUUUAUCUGCAGUAAAUGAGGCAGCCUGUUGAGAUGUCGUGCUUAUGGCUUUCAUGUUGGCGAUCAAAAAACUAUGCAGAAUAAUCUGCUAGUGAUGGAAAUGUCUUGUCGUCAAAGCUGCCACAAUGCAGUCACGCUGCUUUAAUGCCGUCCAUUUUUUCUGGCCUAAACCAAGUCGAUGCAUGCAACCAUUCAUCUCAGUAUACUUAGUCGAAUGCACAGUAUUAACAUUAGUAUUGCCAAAAUAUUUCACCCUAUUUAUAGUCAAACAUUGGUUUGUAGACACAAUGUAAUUAAUCUUUUUUUUUUUGCACAGUUAAAAAAGUGGCCAUUAUUGCUUUUAAUAUGCUCAGUGGUUGUGUGCGGUGAUGCACAAAUAAAUCUUAUGCAAGUGUCUGACUAUUGAAAUAAUUAUGGUUCAAUAUUUUGUAAUAUAAGUUGCAAAAUGUGCAAGUUCGGAAUGUAUGUGUUGUCAUUAGGUCAUCAUUGCCUCUUGCUUUAGGGCUGGGUACAUUGAUUAUUCUGACCAGUGUUUCGAGUCACUAUAAGUGAAAGCGCAAAAAUAGCAUCAUAGCAAAGAAUCUGUUGCAAGAGCUAUACAUGUUCUGACCAGGUCAGUGGACCAUUUCUGGUACAUUUCCACAUGACCAUUUUGGUGCUUGAUAUGAGGUAGAGUGGUAAUAUUAGGUAAUGCCUUGGUUUGUCUGAAAUAAGUAUUAAGUGUUCACCUGGUACGUUCAACACUGUCUAUACUGCAGAUUGGAGAUGACUGCCUACUGUUAGCCAUGUAUUUUUUCUAUGAAUGUAUUCAGCAGCAGCUUUUCUUGCUUCAUUGAUGUCUGCAUUAUAAUGACCUGAUGAACACAUUAUACUUUUUUUUUUCUUUCUGAUCCCCUUGAGAGACUCCUUUAGCAAACAUUGGUGCUAUUCUUACUGAAAUGAUUCCAUAUGUGGGCCUAUAAUUCCACAUGUUUGAAAGAUGUCUCUUAUAUGAAUCCUACAGAAGCGAUAUUGAUUCCAUAUUAAUUUCACAAAACAUCUGUAACGUUCGUCUGGGAAGCCUGGGACUAUUGGAUGCUUCAAUGAUGUAGCACGCACUGUGCAAAAACAACUACGGUAUUUGAAUUUACAAAUUCCUGGUCGUCACUUAAACCAUCGCUAUCAAAGCACACAGACAUGUUUAUUCAUUUUUAUUUGGCACUUCACUUUAUUGGUGAAGCACUUACCAACUUAUUAUCAUUUUCAUUUUUUAGUCCUGCUCUAUCCUAGUCAAUGUUUGGUUAGUUUCUUUUCUUUUAAUUACCUGUCACAUGUUUUCUUUAUCUCAUGGACUGUAUUCUGGCUGCAAAUGCUUUGUCCUGUCCAUGCCCAAUGUGAUGCUUUGUAAUAACUAUUUUCAUGCAGCACUCAAAAUAAACCAUUGUUGAAGCUCUUACACAA
Messenger RNA from Dermacentor silvarum, 12235 nucleotides. RefSeq names its product phospholipid-transporting ATPase ABCA1-like. Lineage: Eukaryota; Metazoa; Arthropoda; Arachnida; Ixodida; Ixodidae. Gene Ontology annotation, biological process: transmembrane transport; lipid transport. The record is from RefSeq and is a predicted model, not a curated record. Gene Ontology annotation, cellular component: membrane; intracellular membrane-bounded organelle. Gene Ontology annotation, molecular function: ATP binding; lipid carrier activity; ATP hydrolysis activity.